This is a messenger RNA of Phyllopteryx taeniolatus (common seadragon), 1353 nucleotides long. Its product is annotated as 5-hydroxytryptamine receptor 4. Gene Ontology annotation, biological process: adenylate cyclase-activating adrenergic receptor signaling pathway. The transcript has 2 exons. Lineage: Eukaryota; Metazoa; Chordata; Actinopteri; Syngnathiformes; Syngnathidae. The coding region runs from base 281 to 1339 and encodes 352 amino acids. The record is from RefSeq and is a predicted model, not a curated record. Gene Ontology annotation, molecular function: trace-amine receptor activity. Gene Ontology annotation, cellular component: membrane.
CUCAAUAUGGCUGGAAGGACUUGCUUUUGAUAGUGUCGUGAGGACACCUUCUCUCGUCCACACAAAUCUGCCGCCUUGGCGUGGCCCCACCUCUCCAGCGGUGGCUCCUUUUCCGCUUUAUGGUAUCCAUGGCAACUCAUUGGAGGGUCGCGGGGGUCGCAUCCUAAGCAGAAUUCCCUCUCCCCAGCUACUUAUUGUUACAUUUUCACUGUCUUAUAUGACAACCCCAUAUCAGUGGUGUCAUUGAUAGUCUGCGUGUUUUGACAGGUUGAACAAGAAGAUGGACAACAGUAGCUUUGAAGACGCCGCUAACACAACACUGGACUCCUGCAGCAGCAUAUUGAGGAACCAGGCGUUUCGUUUUGUCCUGUACGGCUUCUUCUUUGUUGGAAUCAUCUGCACAGUGGUGGGCAACUUCCUGGUGGUCUUGUCGAUUUCCUACUUUAAACAGCUGCAGUCGCCCACAAACUCCUUCCUCAUGUCCCUAGCUGUGGCCGACUGCCUCGUGGGUCUGGUCGUAAUGCCUUACAGUAUGAUCCGGACAGUGGAAGGGUGCUGGUACUUUGGCUCCCUCUUUUGUCAGCUUCACUCCAGCUUAGAUGUCAUGCUUUGUACGGCUUCCAUAUUACAUCUGAGUUGCAUCGCCUUUGACCGCUACUAUGCUGUCUGCAACCCGCUAGUUUAUUAUUUAAAAAUGUCCCAAGGUCGAGUUGCUUUCCUCAUUGUCACCUGUUGGGCUGUUCCCAUGCUUAUUUCCUUCGUUCCGAUAACUCUAGACCUCCAUAUUGCUGGUGUUCACAUCCUGCUCCCUCAAGACGUAUGUGUUUUCUUAGUCAAUCGCAUAUACGCCGUCAUGGCUUCCUUGAUAGCCUUCUACUUGCCCAUGGCUAUCAUGCUGGUCGCCUACUGGAAGAUAUUCAAAGCAGCCAGACGGCAGGCAAGGCAGAUCAGUGCCAUGGAAAGCCAGAUGGCCGCUGGAGUGGGAAAAGACUCGAGCAAAAAGAAAAAGCACCGCAACACCAUGAAGAGAGAGCAAAAGGCAGCGAAAACCUUGGGCAUCAUCAUGGGAGUCUUCCUCAUAUUCUGGAUGCCAUUUUUUACUCUCAAUAUUGUGGACCCCUUUAUUGAUUACAGCACAGAAGUGAUCAUCUGGGACAUAUUUUUAUGGCUGGGAUAUAUCAACUCAUCACUAAAUCCUUUCUUGUACGGUUUCUUUAAUCGUUCCUUUCGUAAGGCAUUCCUCAUGUUCAUUGGCUGUAGGGUAUGCCAACCUGGAAUCUCCUCUGGGAUGGAACUAUCACACACCCGGAAAGAAGCAAAUGACCGUGCCGAUAAAUAAUAAAAUGCUUUCGU